GGAGCCCGGGCCACCAUGCAAUGGAAGUCGCUGGUCCUGGGGCUGCUGCUGCUGCGGCUCGGCCUCCACGGAGCCCUCUGGCUCGCCUUCGGCCUGGGCCACAGCUUGGGCUUCUACCAGCGCUUCCCCAUCAGCUUCGGCUUCCAGUGCCUGAGGGGCCCCGAGGGCCGCGCCGAGGCCGCCUCCUCCGCGCAGCCCUUCUGGCUGAAGGCGCCGGGGCUCCGGGGGCCGCGCCCGCCGCCGCCGCCGCUCCCUCCGCGGCGGGCGCAGGCGGGGCGGGGGCUUCGGCCCGAGCGGGGCCCGGGGCCGCCGGCGCCGGGCGUGUGCCCUAAGUCGUACUGGGCGUCGCUGUUGGGCGGCCGGGCCCGGGGCGCGGGGGGCGACGAGUACGAGCGGCGCUACAGCGGUGCCUUCCCCCCGCAGCUGCGGGCGCAGAUGCGCGACCUGGCCCGGGGCAUGUUCGCCUUCGGCUACGACAACUACAUGGCGCACGCCUUCCCCGAGGACGAGCUCAACCCCAUCCACUGUCGGGGCCGGGGGCCGGACCGCGGGGACCCUUCGAAUCUGAACAUCAACGAUGUUCUAGGAAACUAUUCAUUAACCCUGGUUGAUGCCUUGGAUACACUUGCAAUAAUGGGAAAUUCAUCAGAGUUCCAGAAGGCAGUGAAACUAGUGAUCAACACAGUUUCAUUUGACAAAGACUCCACAGUCCAAGUCUUUGAGGCUACAAUCAGGGUCCUUGGAAGUCUCCUUUCUGCCCAUAGAAUAAUAACUGACUCCAAACAGCCCUUUGGUGACAUGACAAUUAAGGAUUAUGAUAAUGAAUUGUUGCAUAUGGCUCGAGAUCUGGCAUUGAGAUUGCUCCCUGCCUUUGAAAAUACAAAAACUGGAAUUCCCUAUCCUCGGGUGAAUCUCAAGAGCGGUGUGCCCCCUGACAGCAAUAAUGAGACUUGCACUGCUGGUGCUGGCUCCUUGCUAGUGGAGUUUGGGAUUCUUAGCCGGCUGCUGGGGGACUCGACGUUUGAGUGGGUGGCCAGGCGGGCAGUGAAGGCUCUUUGGAAUCUUCGCAGCAAUGACACUGGGCUCCUAGGGAAUGUUGUGAACAUCCAAACAGGCCACUGGGUUGGAAAGCAGAGUGGCCUCGGGGCUGGGUUGGAUUCCUUCUAUGAAUACCUCUUGAAAUCUUACAUUCUCUUUGGAGAAGACGAUGACCUAGAGAUGUUUAAUGCUGCCUAUCGGAGUAUUCAGAGCUAUUUAAGAAGAGGCCGGGAAGCUUGUAAUGAAGGUGAAGGAGACCCUCCACUGUAUGUGAACGUCAACAUGUUCAGUGGCCAGCUGAUGAAUACCUGGAUUGACUCUCUGCAGGCUUUUUUCCCUGGAUUGCAGGUAUUAAUAGGGGAUGUGGAAGAUGCCAUCUGCCUUCACGCCUUUUAUUAUGCCAUCUGGAAGCGAUAUGGUGCCCUCCCAGAGCGGUACAACUGGCAACUACAGGCCCCUGAUGUCCUCUUUUACCCUCUGAGACCAGAGCUGGUGGAGUCAACCUAUCUCCUUUACCAGGCAACCAAGAAUCCCUUUUACCUCCAUGUAGGAAUGGAUAUUCUUCAGAGCCUGGAAAAGUAUACAAAAGUCAAAUGUGGUUAUGCUACAUUACAUCAUGUCAUAGACAAAUCAAAAGAGGACCGGAUGGAAAGUUUCUUUCUGAGUGAGACCUGUAAAUACUUGUAUCUGUUGUUUGAUGAAGAGAAUCCAGUGCACCAAUCUGGAAAUAGAUACAUGUUUACUACUGAAGGACAUAUCGUGUCUGUGGACAAACAUCUUCGGAACUCUCCUUGGAAAAAAUCCCUUUCAGAAGAGGGAGAGGAGCAUCAGGAAGAAAAACCUGUGCCUAGACCCAAACCUUUGGACUUGAAAGUUAUCAAUUCAAGCCUAAAUUGCAAUCGUAUUCCUGAUGAGAGAAGGUAUUCUCUGCCCCUUAAGAGUAUCUACAUGAGACAGAUUGAUCAGAUGGUCGGCCUGAUUUGAGGGAUCACCUUGCCUGGUGAUGUUUAAAUAAACAGAUCCAGAGGUCUAACUGAAGCGGAAGGAUGACGAAAGUCUGGCCAUGAAUAAUGGUGAUGAUGGAGGUCUGGCCGGCAACAUACUCGCUCUCUGUUCUUGCAUAUUUUAAUUAUUUUCUCCAGUUUAAAACACAAUGAAAAUUGG
This is a messenger RNA of Vombatus ursinus (common wombat), 2202 nucleotides long. RefSeq names its product ER degradation enhancing alpha-mannosidase like protein 1 (gene EDEM1). The record is from RefSeq and is a predicted model, not a curated record. Gene Ontology annotation, molecular function: calcium ion binding; mannosyl-oligosaccharide 1,2-alpha-mannosidase activity. Gene Ontology annotation, biological process: carbohydrate metabolic process; mannose trimming involved in glycoprotein ERAD pathway; endoplasmic reticulum mannose trimming. Lineage: Eukaryota; Metazoa; Chordata; Mammalia; Diprotodontia; Vombatidae. Gene Ontology annotation, cellular component: endoplasmic reticulum; membrane. The transcript has 12 exons. The coding region runs from base 16 to 2022 and encodes 668 amino acids.